Messenger RNA from Adelges cooleyi (spruce gall adelgid), 949 nucleotides. RefSeq lists its product as uncharacterized. The transcript is spliced from 11 exons. The coding region runs from base 166 to 888 and encodes 240 amino acids. NCBI's taxonomy places the organism in Eukaryota, Metazoa, Arthropoda, Insecta, Hemiptera, Adelgidae. The record is from RefSeq and is a predicted model, not a curated record.
UAGGUAGUUCACCGUAUUUCGGUUUUACACGAUAACGUUUAAAGUUUAAUAUAAAUACAACGAAAAACCAAAAGACUUCUUCAUCCGAUAAGUUGGAACUUAGUUUAACAAUCUAUUCGAAUUGGUUUGGUUUCGUAAGCACGAUUAAAAUCGUUUUAAGAAAAAAUGAAUCAAUUUUGUGUUUUGAUGACAUUAGUCUUUGGACAUGUUUUGGCAUUAUCAGAAAAUGACUUUAAACGGCACGUAAACCAUACAAACAGUAUCCUCAAACAAUUAAACGGAGAUCCAAUAACAUCAAUUAUUACAUAUUUUAUGUGGGAUUCUAUUGAUAUCGAGAGGGUGACUUCGAUUUUUGCCGCGCCAACGUCUGUCUACAAGGACGGAGAAAUUAAUUAUCCAGAUAGUCUGGUAGCUGACGAGGAACAUAUACGGCGCAGUAUGAGUACUUAUGGGAUACAACCUGGUGAUCUGAACAUAAACUUGAAUCAGCUUACUUUGUCAGGUAUGGGGGAGGACAGAAGAAAUAAAAUUAAGGGAACUGUAUCACGUUUAGUCGAGGAAGUCGAAAGUGAUCCAAAAACCGCGCAUUUUGAUGUUCGGGAGAGAUGUCGUUUAAUAGCGUUGUUGGUAAAUGUAACACAACCAGACAUACACAUAUUUUAUAGCAGACCCGACGAAGUCAACGGUAACGAUGAUUGUCGUCUUAAAUAUAAAAAAUCUGACGACAAGAAUCAGGAACGGGUCAUCGUGUACAGAAUGUGGGAGGAUGAUAACUGCUACUACGAAGUAGAUGGCCAAAAUGGAAAAGGCAAAAAACUCACCCAGAGGCCGAUUGGCAAGGGAUGGCGAAAAAUGUGGGACCAAAAAUGUUCCUGCUCAUAUUUAUAAAGAGACUUGCAGAUAUACACAUUCCUUAAAAUUGCUAUUUACAAUUUACAUAAUAUAUUGU